Molecule: messenger RNA, 1274 nt
Organism: Brachypodium distachyon (stiff brome)
Lineage: Eukaryota; Viridiplantae; Streptophyta; Magnoliopsida; Poales; Poaceae
Product: protein FLUORESCENT IN BLUE LIGHT, chloroplastic
Exons: 5
Coding region: 91-1053 (320 amino acids)
Biological process (GO): chlorophyll biosynthetic process
Molecular function (GO): protein binding
Source: RefSeq, a predicted model, not a curated record
CGUGACGUCACCGUCAGCACUCGCGACUUCUUCCACCUCUGCGGCCGACCGACCAACCGCUCGACGGCACGCGCCGCACCGGUGGCGGAUAUGCAGGCGGCAGCCUCCUACCGGUGCGCGGCGGCUAUGCACCGCCGCGCCGGCCACCCGUCCCCGCGCCCCUCCCUUCUUCUGCCCGUCCGUUUCUGCGGCUGGCGUGUUCGUGUGGGAGUAUGCGUGGAGGCGGUUCCGCUCUGCGUCGGUCCCCUGCCUUGUUCUCGGGCGCACGGCGGCGAUUUCGCGAGUCUGGAUGUCAGGAGCGGGGAAGCGUCGCAGCUGCGUGAGCUUGGGAGAAUCCUUCCUGACCACCACCAGAAUUCGUACCUGCAGAAAAUUGCAUGUGCUGAUCUGCUGAAAGCUGCUGUUCUUUCAACCAUGUCAAUACUCAUCUCGCCUCUUGAGGCAUCAGCAGCAACCUGUCAACCAACUAAUUCUUUUGCCAAUAUGCCGAUUUUUAUUGCUGUAGCUCUAAUAGGGGCUGCUGUCGGUGGAUUAUUAGCACGACAGAGAAAGGAUGAAUUGAAGCGAUUGAAUAAUCAACUUCGCCAGAUUAAUACUGCACUUAGAAGACAGGCGCAGAUUGAGUCGUUUGCUCCUGGACUUACUUAUGCGCCAGUUGGGAGAGCAACAGAAACUGAGGUUAUUAUUGAUCCCAGGAAGCAGCAAUUGGUGGCAAAUUUGAAAAACGGGAAGAAUCAUAUGCGGAAUCAAGACCUUGAUAAGGCAGUAACGGAGUUCAGAACAGCUCUGGAGCUUGCAGAGAGCAUAGGGGAUCGCUUUGAGGAGAAGAAAGCUGCACGAGGAUUAGGUGCAUCGUUACAAAGGUUGGGCCGAUACAGGGAAGCCAUGAGCUACUACUACAAAGUCCUGGGGCUAUCGAAGGAAACCGGCGAGGAUUCUGGGUGUACCGAGGCUUACGGCGCAAUAGCCGACUGCUACGCGGAGCUCGGGGAUCUGGAGGGGGCGGCGGAGCUGUACGACAAGUACAUAUCAAGGUUGCAGCCCCGCGAUUGAACACCCGCUCCUUCUUUGAGAUCAAACGCUCAGCUUUUCUUCCUACUGAUUGGUUGGUUGGUAUUCGGCAUGUAGGCGUGCAUUUACGUACCAUUUGGAAUUGUUCAUGAGAAAGACUCUGCCAGCCCCUGUAUAUAAAAAUUAUGAAUCGCAGUGUUGCCGCCGCAGGCACAUGCGAGUUCAGAGCUCUCCGUAAAGGAUUUGCAUAUCUUCUCCAACCU